This is a messenger RNA of Trichomonas vaginalis G3, 744 nucleotides long. RefSeq names its product glycine-rich protein family. NCBI's taxonomy places the organism in Eukaryota, Parabasalia, Trichomonadida, Trichomonadidae. The record is from RefSeq and is a predicted model, not a curated record. Bases 1 to 744 code for a protein of 247 amino acids. The transcript has a single exon.
AUGAACAAUCUGAGCUCAGGUUUAGGUGCAUUCACAGAAGCAGUUUUUCACGUCAAAAGUCAAACAAAACUCAAUAUUUAUGUUGGCAGUCAUGGACAAUGCAGCACAACAAAGCUCACCAGUAAUUUUUUCCAAGCUGGAAUUAAUGAAAUUGGGCGCUAUCCAUUUAAGUCAUGUACUGGUGGUGGAUCAACAUUUAUCAGUGUAGGUGACAACAUGCAAGACGUCCUUAUUGCUGCUGGUUCCGGGGGUGGUUCAGGACACUAUAAAAAAGAGAACCCCGGCGGUUACGGCGGUUAUAUCGGAGGAAUUGGUCAAGAUCUUGAAUUUUUUAUCCAUUAUGCAGGAGGAGGAACUCAGAAUCAAGGUGGUUCCGGCAGCCAUUAUUCUGAUGAACAAGUUUCUUGUGAUUCUACUCCUGGAUCGUUUUUGCGAGGAGGUAAUGGGACAACUUGUUGGGAUGCUGCCCCAGGAGGUGGAGGAGGUGGUUAUUAUGGUGGUGGUGGUGGCGUUGACGUGGGAGGUGGUGGCGGAGGAAGUAGCUUUGCGAGAAGUGAUCUUACGUCUGUCACUUUUCGUAGUGGUAAUGAAACCUUCAAAUCGCCAUCAGGCAAAAUCGAGACAGGCCACUCAGGUAACGGUCUCAUCAUCAUCCAGCAAAUCCUUAUUUGUUCAGGAAAUAAUAUACAUAUUUACAUGAAAAAUUAUCCAUUCCUAAUUUUUAUUUUGUUUGAUUCAAAUUAA